AUGCUGUCAAACGGCUCUGCUGGCGUCGCUGCUGACGUUGACGUCGCCGCCGGCGUCGCUGGCGACUGUGAUGAGCGAACGCUUUUGCUAAGCGAAGAGAUUGUUGUUGCGCCGCUGCCUGCGUCGACGUUCUCUGCCGGCGUCGCUGCUGCUGCGCCGCCAACGUCGCUGCCUCUGGUGCACACAACAGCAACAACAACAACGCAACAAAACAACAACAAUGUGAACAACAACAAUAAUGGUUCGCUUGUGGUCAGUGCGAAAAACAUGGCUAAUAAUAAAAGUAAUAAGAAUAUCAGCAAAUGCAAAAACAACGAGGCCAGCAGCAGCAGCAACAAUAACAAUGCGGCGGCAGCAGCUGCAGCGCCUACAACAACAACAACGACGACGACAGGAGAAGAACCGGUAACAGUAACAACAACAACAGCAGCUGAUGAUGAGGAUAUAUCCAGCGAUCUGAGCGAUAAAUUCCCACGCCCCCAAAAGAAACCCGGCAAACUGAGCAAAUUGGGCACCAAAAGCGUCGGCCUCAAACGCGUAUCCUUUGGGUCGUCAAAGGGUUCGAUGGUGGAGACACUCGUCUUCGAGACGCCGACGCCGUUGUCGGAGCACAUGGAGUCCACUUUUGGGUUCGAUGCGGCAGCGAAUUCUGCUGCCGAUACCGCCGCUGCCGCCGCUGGUCAGCCGCAGCUGGCGUCGACGCUGGCGUCGCAUCAGCCGCUGGCCGGUGGCUACAGUGGAGACUAUGCCAAGGGGACCAUGGAUGACAGCGGCAUUGAGGUGCAGGAAGAAUCGGAGCGUUCGAUAGUGCGCGUUUCAAUCUACCAAAGCAGCCAGCCGCAGAUAAUCUGUCCACCGGCGGAGUAUCUGGAGUAUCCGGAGUACAACUACAGCAGCAACCUCCUAGACUACACUACGAUGGCCACGACGGCGGCGGGGAUCCCACAGCAGCAGGUGAUUGGCCUGGGUGCGGCCUACGAUCGACAGCAAAGCACCGAUUCCGGCUGGGACAACCCCUUUCGCCCAGGCGGCGAUCUGUCUAGAGAGGCUGAUGAAAUUGUCAACAUGAUCAGAGGUGGCAAGCCCAUCACACCCACAGAGGAGCGUACAAUUGGCAACGGGAGCGCCCAGCAUGCGGACGACAAUUGCAACGGCGGCACGGCGAUCGGCGAGAGUGUAACCAAAUCAAAUCUCUCGCAGAAUCUAGCAACAGCACAAAAUGGUACAAAUUCCCAUGCCUCUGCAACUGCCGACGCUGGCGCCGGAAAAGCAGCGACGGCGACCGAGCUGAGCGGCGGAAACGGGAACGGAAACAAUGGGGUCACCUCGCUGGGACAGGUGUCCAAACAGGUGGUUCCCGGACCGACGUCCGCUAGUCAUGUGGUCAUCGACGAGAAGAAGAACAAGAAGAAGGGCUGCUGUGUCCUUCAAUAAUUUGGGGCAAACAGCGGCGGGGGACGACGCGAUUGAGCGGAUUAGGGGGGGCGGUCAUUUUACGGCUAGCCGUGUUUUUUGAUGUUAAUGUUUUUUUGGACGAAAUGGAGCCGAGCUGUUGAUAUUUUGCAUGCCGCAUAAAUCGCUUUGCUUCGCUUUGCAAGACGACGAGACCCUAAUACUGAGACCGAGACCGAGAUUGAGAUUCUUGCAACACAAUGAUGAACUAGAAGAACAUUAGGAAAACCAAGCUCUCUGACCAGCAGCAACAGCAGAUUAUCAAGAAUGUUGUAGCGGCACCAGCCGGCAGCCACAGUGAGAACCAAAAUGUAUGCAACACCCAGCAGCUGUUGCUCCAGCUUCGAGAAUAACAAAAAAUCCAAAAUUUGAAUUGUAAAUCUGACGACCACACUUAUAUAUGUUUAUAUAUAUAUCUGUUAGUCUGCAGGCGAUGCUACACACUGCAAUUCACCAUUAUUAUAUAUACAUACUCUUUUUUUUUCCUUUUUGUGUAAUGUGGACUCGACCUGCAUAUGUGUAUUAUAAAAAUUAUUGUAUGCAUAUAUGUGAAUUUAUUUUUUUUUUUGUAAUCGUAAAAUUUAGUGCGGCUUUUUUAAAAAAUGAAAAGGAUGUAGGGACGUUUAACAAGUAAAAUCUAAAAGGACAAAAAAUAACGAAAAACGUUUUGCUUGCAUGCAUAAUGGAUACAAAAUCGAAAAAAAAGAAUGCAAAAAAAAAAUUAACAUAAAGAAUAAUGUAUUUAUUUUUAUUUAUAUAAUGACGACGAAGCAGAUGAAAGUAAAUUAAAUGUUAAACCUUAAAACAAAUAUACACAUACACACGUACAUAUACAAAAUACACACACACACACAUACGCAUAUAUAUUAUACGAUAUAUGAGAUGAAAUGAAUGACGCAAUAAAGCAAAACGAGAUGAACCGGAAAUAGUAGAAAAAAAAACUAAUUAAAGAAAUCCCACUUUUCUAAGGCUAAAUAAUGAGUAAUUAUUUUGUAUCAUUAUAUACAUGAGGCAGACAAUUAAAACCGGGUGCGCUGACUUUUGGGGCCCACUGUAGCGGCUGAUCAAAGGCAAGCGGUGCUGAAGAAAGACGGCGAAAAUGGUAGAAAAGGUCUUAGUGCUUUGAGGAGAAUAUAUAUAUAUAUACAUAUAUAUAGAUAGAAAGAAAGGCUUUGAAGAAACCGAAAUCCCAAGACAAAAGCUUAGAAAUGAGGCCAGAAAAAGUAUAUAAAAAAGGAAGAACCACCGUUUUUCAGCUUAGUUAAGCACAAUACAAACCCUCACAAAACAACCAACCAACCACCCAACCACCCAUUUUUCCAACCCCUUUCACUCAGUAUUUUUCUCAGUUUGAACGCAAAUCAAAAGCAAAAACAAAAGUGAAGGCAAACAAAUAUGCAGAAGUAAUAUGCAGGUAAAUCGAGCAAAGCGAGGUACAAGAAAGUUUACACAGAGAGAAAAAGCAGCAACCAAAUAGCUAAAGAAUGUAAUGAGAACACCGAAAUGGACAGCCACACCCACUCACACACUCUCAAACACACUGACACUGACACACCAACACCACCACCCACACACCUACAGCCUAAGCAUCAAUAUGCUGCAUUUGAUAAACGUAAUGAAAAACAAAAAAUAAAUUAAAUAUAUAUAUAUAUAUAUAUACACACACACACA
This is a messenger RNA of Drosophila teissieri, 3123 nucleotides long. Its product is annotated as serine/threonine-protein kinase phg2. Lineage: Eukaryota; Metazoa; Arthropoda; Insecta; Diptera; Drosophilidae. The record is from RefSeq and is a predicted model, not a curated record. The transcript is spliced from 6 exons. Bases 1 to 1434 code for a protein of 477 amino acids.